This is a messenger RNA of Cephus cinctus (wheat stem sawfly), 5669 nucleotides long. RefSeq names its product mannosyl-oligosaccharide 1,2-alpha-mannosidase IA (gene alpha-Man-Ia). The record is from RefSeq and is a predicted model, not a curated record. The transcript is spliced from 9 exons. NCBI's taxonomy places the organism in Eukaryota, Metazoa, Arthropoda, Insecta, Hymenoptera, Cephidae. Gene Ontology annotation, cellular component: Golgi membrane; endoplasmic reticulum. Gene Ontology annotation, biological process: carbohydrate metabolic process; N-glycan processing. Gene Ontology annotation, molecular function: mannosyl-oligosaccharide 1,2-alpha-mannosidase activity; calcium ion binding. The coding region runs from base 1629 to 3341 and encodes 570 amino acids.
AUCGUAUAAAGUCAUAUCUCCUACGUUCGACUGUCAUAAUCGUAAGCGAUUCUAUCGUACGUGGCAAGAACACGGUUUUACCUGACGUUGAUAUAACAGCGAGAGUUAGUCUCAACAUACUUUCUAGAACCUCUCUCUAGAGCAACGAACUCACUGACUGUCGCAAACAAUUUAAUAUAUUUUCUCUAAACACCUGCCUCCCGGUAUCCUACUCAAAUCCGAAUUCUAUACUGUGGUUUGGUAACUAUAUAAGAAUAUAGUGAUUAGUAUUCUUCUAUUUGAAUGUGGAGAAUUAACAUAUCCAUUAAGAAAAUACUUCGGGGACACCAUAAGCAAAGUAACGUCUUCGAGGCCCACAUACCUGCAUCGUGUAUUACCUAUGGAGGAUCCUAGUAAAAGUAAAGUUCAACUACAAAAGAUCGCUAGUCGAGCGUGAACUGCGGACAGAAUAGAGUGGAGUCCAUUGAGCGAAGAGCGAAUGGGAAGAUUGCUGUUCAGGUCAGAGAGUGGAAGACAUACACGGUGUCUUUCAGCAAGCAUCGAGGGACAGAAGGAAGUAAGAGAAGAAAAAUAAGAAAAGAAGGAGAAGACGAGACCGGAGACAAAACUCAAGGCUCGUUCGUUCGUUUGUUCGCCCACCAGGUGUACGUCAAUUACCGGGCGUUCCGAUCCCGACAAUAAAGGGACGAGCCUACGAAAGAUAUACGUACCAGUGCAUCGGGUGUCCGUAAAUUACGGAGGAUAUAAUUAAACGUCUACUUUAGUGCCGUGAACACUGAGGGGCACGAGGCUUGCACCCGACCAACGAGAGCGUAGAAUGGAAGGAAGCUAUUAGAAGAAGAAAAAUACACAAGCCGCAAAAGAUAGAAAGAGUCUUUGACGACGUAAGAUUCUGCUCAAAGAGUCAAACUCGAGACACGUUCGGGACAGAACGAAACUCAAGCAUUCCAAACUCAUUGUUGCCGACCGGUAUAUAUAUAUAUAUUUUUAUAACCGGCUGAGCCAACCAGCAUAUCCUACUACCAUCGCCAGUGGCCCAUUGUGCCCGACUUUAACGUGCUGUGAUAAAGGCUGUGAUAUUGUGCUUUUCUCUGGCAGACACGACAUAAUUGCUGUUACCGAAUCAGCUUGAAGAAGUCCAUGUGAAAAAUUUGAAAAAAUGAAAGAAAGGUACUGCUAAGCGAAGUAGAACCCGACGAAACGUACGCGAGUACGAGGAUUUCAAGGAGCACCCGUCCAGGUGCUAGAAUUUAAAGACAACUGGUGGUCAACAAGUAAGCGAUCGCUGGAUUUUUAAUUCUGACAGUUUCGGGAAUUCAAUUAGCUCUUCGCCACUUAUUCCCCUUUUAAUAUCCUUGAUAAAGUCAAAGGAGAAUCCUAAAUGCAUUCCGUAAUUUCUCAUUGAUCGAUCCCCCCCUCCCUUCCCCGCCGUAGCUUCUAAAUUGAAUCCCAAAACAGUCAAUUGUCUCGAGUAUCGAUAACCUCAGGAAUUCACUGUCCGAUAUCCAUACUCGAAAAAAAAAGCAGUAGUCACUCUGGUUGAACCAACAAAAAUCGUACACAGCUCCGGCACUACGAGCGGAACGAGCGAAAUCCCGGCUAGCCGGUGGUGCAAGUGCGCAGGCGAGAUGAGAUUGAUGCAAAGACUAGCGAUCAGCGGACUUCUGUCCGUGAUGCUGAUCGUCUUGUUAACCGGGGCGUUCGUGACGCGUCGCGAUCUGACCAGCGUCGUUGACCGUGGCGUCGGUCCCGAGGAACGAUCCGAGCAAGUGAAUCCAGCCUGGGUACAGGACAACGUGGUUCCUGAUCCAGACGACGAGCGUGAGGAUAGGAAUCGACACGUGGAGAACGUUAAGCAUCGAGAAUCCGAACUUUCUGCGGCGGAUCCACCUCCGACGCCAGUUCCUGGUCCCUACGUGGUCAAACCGCCUAAUCCACCACUGGACGACGUGACUAAUCAGCGACGUGAAAAAGUCAAGGAGAUGAUGAAACAUGGCUGGGACAAUUAUGUAAGAUACGCCUGGGGCAAGAACGAACUGAGACCCAUCUCCAAGAGAGGACACAGCGCCAGUAUCUUCGGAGCAUCCACCAUGGGCGCCACCAUAGUCGACGGUCUGGAUACUCUUUACAUAAUGGGACUUCACAAUGAGUUCAAGCAGGGACGUGAUUGGAUUGCUGAAAAUCUGAAUUUCGAUAUUAACUCGGAAAUAUCGCUCUUCGAAACGAACAUACGUUUCAUGGGAAGUCUGCUGGCCUGCUACGCUCUCACAGGAGAUGUGAUGUUCCGCGAUAAAGCUGCUCAGCUUGGAGAACGGAUGUUACCAGCCUUCCAGACGGAGACCGGAAUUCCUCAUUCGCUCAUCAACCUUCGCACGGGGGCAAGUAAAAACUACAUCUGGGCCAGCAGCGGCUGCAGCAUCCUCUCGGAGAUCGGUACGAUGCACCUGGAGUUCACGUACCUCAGUGACAUCACAGCUAAUCCCGUGUUCAAGAGCAAGGUCGAAAACGUGAGGAAGACCCUGAAGAAUCUCGACAAGCCCAAGGGUCUCUACCCGAAUUACAUCCACCCGAAAACGGGCAAGUGGGGCCAUCAUCACAUGUCACUUGGAGGUCUGGGCGACAGUUUCUACGAAUAUCUGCUUAAGGCUUGGAUUCAAUCUGGCAAGGAAGACGCUGAGGCCAGGGAAAUGUACGAUGAUGCUGUCAGUGCGAUAGUUGAACAUAUGAUCAUGAAAUCACCUGGUGGACUUCUCUAUGCGUCCGAUCUUAAGUACGAUCGAGUUGAGCACAAGAUGGGUCAUCUGGCUUGUUUUGCUGGUGGUAUGUUCGCCCUUGGUGCCAAAUCUAUGGAGAAUGAGGUGUCCAAUCAAUAUAUGGAUAUAGCAGCAGGAUUAACCAACACAUGCCACGAAUCUUAUGAUCGCAGUGACACAAAAUUAGGACCCGAAGCUUUCCAUUUUAUUGAGGGUAACGAAGCGAAGAGCUUGAAGAAUGGAGAGAAAUACUAUAUUCUACGACCUGAGACUUUCGAAUCGUACUUUAUUAUGUGGCGACUUACAAAGGAUCCCAAGUACAGGGAAUGGGGUUGGGAAGCUGUACAGGCACUAGAAAAACACUGCCGCGUCCCGGGUGGAUUUACCGGAUUGGCCAACGUCUAUGCGGUAGACUCGUUGAAGGAUGACGUUCAGCAAAGUUACUUCUUUGCAGAAACGCUCAAGUAUCUCUACCUCCUCUUCAGCGAGGAUGACCUCAUCAGUCUGGACGAGUGGGUCUUCAACUCCGAGGCGCACGUGCUUCCAAUCAGGGGGAAUCCGCUGUAUCGUCAAGCUCCCACCUUAUAAACGUAAUACAUCUCACUAGGCAACCCAUAGCAUCAAUUUCACGUCAUCGACAAUAUCGACGAAGAAAAAGUCAUUGGAAAGCGUGAAACAGAGAAGUCGACGUUCAUUUGAAAAUGGAGAAUAUUAUGAGGUGUGAACUCUCGACGAGACUCGCCGACACAAGGAGCGUAGUCGUCGUCAUCCAGGAUGGACUGAGAUCUACGUACUGCAUCCGAGAUUAAAGUAAUUAAAUAAUUGUAGGGUAACGGUCAUUAUUUAAACCCGAGUUUGUAUAUAGUAAUGAAACUGCAAGAGCGAGUGGUUCGCUCAUUGGGAAAGGCACAUGUCCCAGAAUCCACCGAUUCCUGUCUGGUAACCGGAAGAUUCGCUACGUUACUUUUUAAAUCUAAACCAUAUAAAGUCCAUCAAUGACAAAGGACAUGAUGAUGAUGAGCAAUGGAUGUCGCACUAAUGUUAUUCAUAACGCAAUGAAUUAACUUUCGUGAGUUCCGUGCGAGCGAACGUAACCAUUGGAAAAUGAUCUGUAAGCGAGAUUCGAUCUCUCUUAAAUACACCUUGUCUGGCGCUAUGUCUUCCCUGCUUCUCUAGAAUCUAAGACUCGCACGGAAUUCAGGAUAAUCUAACACGGCGGUACUUUUAUUUUGUUAUAAAAAUUCGAUUAAGUAUGGCAUUCGAAGAAAUACAAUAUGGGAUCCGGAUCCAUUAUCAAAGGACCGCGUUACGGCAAGAAAUGUUAAUCUAGCCAGAAAAAUGGGAAUUCGCAAAGCAUGUAGAGGUAUACCUUCGUCCUAUAACGUGAUUUAAGUGUGCAAGUUUUUGUAUGUGAUGCUGGAAAGACAAAAAUUAUUAAUUGAUCAGCGAAAUAACGCUGUGAAUGGGCGGAACGAGUAAAUCGAUCCGAUAGCUAUUAAACGACGUAGUAGCCGAUAAAUAGUGAAGUGUAAUGAGAAUAGACUUGUAUAUAAAGAAUUGAAGAAAGUCAUAUUCUAUGAGAUAUAAAGAAAUAGUCCAAUAGUAGAGCGGUGUAAUUGUAUAGUGCUUGUCAACGAAAAGCGGAUGUAAACUCCGUCAAGGUCCGAGAUCAAGUCGGCUCGGUGCUGGAUCGAAAUGAAGCUCGAAAGGGAUCGGAAGAGAAUAAAAGUGAGCGAGACUGCGAGAUUGAGAGUCAUGAUGUACGAAUACAAAAAUACGAAUGAGGAUAUGGCUUAAGGGCAAACGGGAGUGACAAUUAAUUAAUCUAUUCGAUAAGAGAUGUUGCAUUAACGCGGUGUCUGUCUAAACAAAAAAAAAAAACUUCCAAACAAUCAACACCCAUUACGUUCGUUGGCGAUAUACGGCCAAAAAGUUACUUAAAUGCUCUAAGUUUUUUCUGUGUUUCGCUCGCGUGCCAGACAAUGGCUCGUUUUUGGAGUAUUGCGCUGGUGCAAUAACUGUUCUUAUCUUUUUUUUCCACCCUUGUCUUAACUACCCCUUUAUUAGUACCUCCAAAUGAAAAUGUGCGAAACUCCAUUUAAAAAUAUGGGAAUGGCCUUGUGCCUGAAGAGCCAUACCUUUCUUUUCUGUUAUUUCCUAUAAUUACUUUUUAUUUUGUUAUUUAAUUAUUAUUUUUACGAUCUUCACCACUUUAUAUUCUUCAAAGAGUUUCAUGGAGUCGCGCACGUUUCUCUUGAACACGACUGCUGUUUUUUGACGUAUCACUUUGGAUCCUACUGUAAGCAUAACUUUUUAGUACUACGUAUAUACGAAACUCGACGACCAGAUUUGUUCGUUUUUGUAACACAAUCUUGUAAACAAUCGUCUGUUCAAAAAUACUUACACAAUACAGUAAGCUCUAGGCCAUGUCUAUAUAAUGAUACUACUAAUGAAUGAUAAUAUUAAUAAAUGAUAAUAUUAGUAACAAUACUAGCCUAUACAUACUUUUGUGAAUAGAUAUUUAAUAAUUUAUUGUUAAUUAAACUAUUUCUUUUUGACGGUUCAAUUAAAAGGGGUUUUGGGUACAAUAAUCGUUUCUUACGCCUGCGCCAAUUUCUACGUUUACACAUUUAACCAUGCAAGAACUCGAUAUUAGCUUUACUCAUUGUAACCAGAGCGAGACCGAUAGAACAAGUAAGAGAAGAAAUAACAAGAUGGACAUCAAGAAAAACAAGAGAAGAUGACAUUGAAAUAAACAAUACGACAAUGGACUUUUACGAAUACGCAUGAUAUUGUAAAUACAAUUCACUGUAGCGAUUGUGGGAUUUACUUGAAUAAUUUUAUGUGAUCAUUACUUUAUCACGAUCGAUUAAUUAAAUAAAUAUUGAUAAUAUAUUACCUUGUAUGAACACUCGA